GCUGGUCUGUCGGCGGGUCGGCGUGCAAGAGGAGCCAUGGCGAGUGAUUUUUACUUGCGGUAUUACGUCGGGCACAAAGGGAAAUUCGGGCACGAGUUUCUUGAGUUCGAGUUCCGCCCCGACGGUAAACUCAGAUAUGCAAACAACAGCAAUUAUAAAAAUGAUGUGAUGAUCAGAAAAGAAGCAUAUGUCCACAAGAGUGUGAUGGAAGAGCUAAAGCGGAUAAUUGAUGACAGUGAAAUUACAAAAGAAGAUGAUGCAUUAUGGCCACCACCUGACAGAGUUGGUCGGCAGGAGCUUGAGAUCGUAAUUGGUGAUGAACACAUAUCGUUUACCACAUCAAAAAUUGGUUCUCUCAUUGAUGUAAAUCAGUCCAAGGAUCCAGAGGGUCUAAGAGUGUUUUACUACCUUGUCCAGGACCUCAAGUGUCUCGUCUUCAGUCUUAUUGGAUUGCACUUCAAAAUUAAGCCAAUUUAAAUUGUAUGGUUAAAUUUGUACUGUAAAAUGUCCUGUCAUUCCUUAUGUUGUUUAUUAAAUGACUUUUAUGUA
Euleptes europaea (tarantolino) is the source of this 549-nucleotide messenger RNA. RefSeq names its product mago homolog, exon junction complex subunit (gene MAGOH). The record is from RefSeq and is a predicted model, not a curated record. Bases 37 to 477 code for a protein of 146 amino acids. The transcript has 5 exons. Gene Ontology annotation, biological process: RNA splicing. NCBI's taxonomy places the organism in Eukaryota, Metazoa, Chordata, Lepidosauria, Squamata, Sphaerodactylidae. Gene Ontology annotation, cellular component: exon-exon junction complex; catalytic step 2 spliceosome; nucleus.